GUAAGAACGAAGGAAGUAGGAGGUGAGAGAGAGAGAGAGAGAGAGAGAGAGAGAGAAAGAGACAAACUUUUGUCGACAGAGAAAUCUUUUUGUCUUUGCUUUGGAAAAAGACAUUCAGAGCAUUUCAGAAACAAACCUCAUACCGUUUGCCUUUCUGUUAAAAAAGUAUCCAGAAAUGAGUCGUUCCCAGUUCAGGAACUCCAGUUCACACAGAGACAUCCAGUCUCCAGUGACUCAGCUGAGACUGGUGCUGCUGGGCAGAACAGGUUCAGGUAAAAGUGCCACUGGAAACACCAUCUUGGAUAACGAAUGUUUUCCAUCUAAACUGAGCAUGAGCUCAGUAACAAAGCAAUGCCAGAAGGAAUGUGGAGUAGUUGAUGGGCGGAGCCUGGCAGUGAUUGACACUCCUGGCUGGUUUGACACCGACGUCCAGCAAAAUGAAAUAGCACAUGAAGUGCUGAGAUGUCUGGCCAUGUGUUCACCUGGACCACAUGCGUUUCUGCUCAUCAUACCGAUCGCCCGCUUCACAGAGGAGCAGCAGAAGACUGUAGAUAUGAUUGAGAAGGUUUUCAAGGGGAACUUCAGUGACCACACCAUCAUCAUAUUUACCCGUGCAGACGAGCUGGAAGGAGAGACGAUUGAGCAAUUCAUAAGAAGACAGGACCAGAGAAUACAGGAUCUUAUUGCACGAUUCGGUGGGCGUUACCUGGCUUUCAAUAACAAGACCAGAGAGAAACAGGACCAGGUGAAACAGCUCCUGAGGAAGCUGGAUGAGUUGCUGAAACAGAACAAGCAUCGUCACUUCUCCAACCAGGACACAGAGGUUGUAGAGAGGGCACUAACAAUGUGGGAACAAAAAAAACAAGAAAAACUAGAUGAAGCAAUUAAGAAGGCCAAACAGGAAGUACAGCAAAUGGCUUUACGUAAAAAGUCUGACAUUAUUAAAGACCUUGAGGCAGAAAAGCAAGAUAUAGAAAGACGCAGGAGUCACAUCCAGGGUAUAAUCCUCCAUUUAACAGCACAGAUUAACGAAGAAAGUGAAAACCUUUAUGAAGAUCCACACAGGCUGCAGUUGCUGCAGGAAUCUCUAGAGAAUGCAAAAAUCAGCAUCAGAAACCUGGAGAAAGAGAAGGAGCUAAGGAUAAAGGAAAGUGAAGAAAAGAAAAAGGAAGUAGAAAUAUGGAUGAAGGUAGAAGAGCAAAGAAGAGAGCAAGAGGAAAGAGAAAAGGCUUCAAAUGAGGAAGAGAAAUGGUAUUACAAUGAAAAACAUAUAACUAUCCUGAAGUACCUCAUCAUUUUUUUGGGAGGCAGUGGAGUUGGAGCUGGAGCUGUAUUUGCACUUGCACCUACACUUUUUAUGACCGCAGCACCUGUAGGAAUAGUAGCAGAGUUAACUGCACUGUUCGGACCACAGGUUGCAGCCACCAUAAUGGCAGCAGCUACAAAAGCAGCUCCUUUAAUUAGUGCAGCAGCAAAUGUAGCUCCAAUGGUGACUAGCCUUUGUUCCAUUCAAUAACACAAAAUCCAAAACAUCUAUGUCUUAUCGUGAGAGUUUGGACUAGUGUUAAUUUCGUCAGACGAGACGAGACGAAAUAUGUUCGUCAACAACCUUUUUUUCAUGACUAAGACGAGACGAUGACAAGACUGCACGACUGUCCAAAAACGCUGACAAAGACUAAAUUAACGCAUUAUUGUUGACGAAAAAAGACGAGACAAAAAUGUUUUGUAUAAAAUAAAAACUAAGAUAAAAUCACUCUUCAUUUUCGUCUACAAUUGUCUCUGCUUUUUCAUCAGCUGUUACGCCUUUAAAAUAUUCACAACGAGUUUGCGGCUUCGCACUGAAAUGUUUAUCAAUAAUAAUCUCAGUAAUAAUGCUAUUUUAAAAAAGACUACAAUUUUUUGACUAAAAUAAAAUUAAAAGACUUUUAGUCGACUAAAACGUGACUAACAAAAAAAGAUGUGAAUGACUAAAUAUGACUAAAACUAACAAGGACAUUUGGCACAAGUCUAAGACUAAAUUAAAAAUAGGUGACAAAAUUAACACUAGUUUGGACGUAUCUAUAAUUUUGUCAUCCUUUAAACCAGGGAUGAGAAUCAGACACAGAUAAUAGAAUUGUGUGAACUGAACUGAAUCGAAUUGAAUCAAUGUAUGUAUCUGUUUUUCCACCAGAGGACAAAAUAGACCAAUAAACCAAGCUCUCCAUUAGCAAACUACCAAUUUUACAUACAAUCCUAAAUUUUAGAUGAUCAGUAUAAUCCAUUUAAAAUUACCUUUUUUAUUUACUACAUAAAUCCAUGUAUUAAUCCAAUAUAAUCCAAUUUACAUCUAGUUUGUUACACUACAAAAUGGUUCAGGUUGGAGUUAAACAUUUAUGGAAGACCCUGUGUGGUAAAGCCGUCAUUUGGAAAUGAAAUUUGUAAUAGUAAUAAAAGUGAUUUAUAAGUGAUAAAUAUUCAAUCUGACCAAUGUGACAUUGGACAAAGUUAAAUGAGACCUGUUACAUUAAAUGAGUUUAGCGCCUCUGCUCUAGUCUGUCUGAUGGUAUUAUUUCAUAUCAGAUGCUUGUAGUGUAGAAAAAAAUAAAAAAGUAACCUUUUUAUUACA
Messenger RNA from Tachysurus vachellii, 2605 nucleotides. Its product is annotated as GTPase IMAP family member 4. Lineage: Eukaryota; Metazoa; Chordata; Actinopteri; Siluriformes; Bagridae. Gene Ontology annotation, molecular function: GTP binding. Bases 176 to 1516 code for a protein of 446 amino acids. The transcript has 2 exons. The record is from RefSeq and is a predicted model, not a curated record.